Messenger RNA from Cladophialophora carrionii CBS 160.54, 540 nucleotides. RefSeq lists its product as uncharacterized. The record is from RefSeq and is a predicted model, not a curated record. The coding region runs from base 1 to 540 and encodes 179 amino acids. The transcript has 2 exons. NCBI's taxonomy places the organism in Eukaryota, Fungi, Ascomycota, Eurotiomycetes, Chaetothyriales, Herpotrichiellaceae.
AUGCAGUUGACAACUCUCCUCCUGGCAUCCGUUGCCUCUUUGGCAGCGGCUCAGACAGCCACGUCGUCCUCUGGCUCAUCCACCACCAGCUCAAGCUGUGCUGCUCAAAACAUCCUCGACGCCUGCUUGGGCACCAUCCAAGGUCAGGUGAACUCGUGCCUGUCGACCGACUACGGCUGCCUGUGCACCCAAUACGAAAACCUGCUCACCUGCUACAACAACUGCCCCGCCGAUCCUGGCGUCUCGACCGUCCAGCAACAGCGUCAACAAUAUUGCGCUGCGGCGUCCGCGUACCCUUCGACCACCAGCACUCCUGCCACGACCGGUUCGGCCACCUCGUCCGUGCCUUUGACCAACCCAACUGCAACUACGUCUUCCGAGACUGCCGUCCAGACUGGCUUUGGAACAGGCUCCGGCACUGAUUCCUCGGCCAGCGCCAGUGCUACUGAGGGCUCGGACUCGGGCAGCGGUGCUUCCGGUCUUUCAGUUGGAGGAAGCCUUGUCGCUGUGGCUCUCGCCGGAUUGGGAUACAUCUUGUAA